This is a messenger RNA of Solanum stenotomum, 1041 nucleotides long. Its product is annotated as methyl jasmonate esterase 1-like. Gene Ontology annotation, molecular function: methyl salicylate esterase activity; methyl indole-3-acetate esterase activity; methyl jasmonate esterase activity. The transcript is spliced from 4 exons. NCBI's taxonomy places the organism in Eukaryota, Viridiplantae, Streptophyta, Magnoliopsida, Solanales, Solanaceae. The record is from RefSeq and is a predicted model, not a curated record. Gene Ontology annotation, biological process: jasmonic acid metabolic process; salicylic acid metabolic process. The coding region runs from base 1 to 1041 and encodes 346 amino acids.
AUGACAACAUUAUUUGCAGCAACAGUAAAUUCAGCAGCCAAUAUUGUAGGUACAAAGAUGUCAUCCAAGAUCAAAAGAAACAAAAUGAAGUACAACAUUAGUGGAUUCAACUCAUUUAGAGAUCAAAAGGCAACUAACCAUGUUGCCUCAUUAAGCCUCCCUUUCUCCACUGCAAACAUUGUUAGCUCAUCACAACCCAAAGGUGGAGCUUUGUCCUCUACGUACAAUGCGCUUCUAAUACUUAUGUUUGCAUAUGCAGAUGCUAUCUUGUCAGGGCCUAAUAACUUUGUGCUAGUUCAUACGGGAUGUCAUGGAGCCUGGUCUUGGUACAAGAUUGUAGAAUUGAUGACAUCUUCAGGGCAUAAUGUUACAGCUAUUGACUUGGGUGCUUCAGGAAACAACCCAAAACAGGCACUGGAAAUUCCAAGUUUUUUCGAUUACUUGAGUCCACUAAUGGAGUUCAUGGCUUCACUUCCUGCUCAUAAAAAAGUAGUUCUUGUAGGCCAUAGCCUUGGUGGACUCGCCAUCUCUAAAGCCAUGGAAACAUUCCCCGAAAAGAUUUCAUCUGUUGUAUUUGUCACUGCUCUAAUGCCUGGUCCAACUCUCAAUGCAAGCAUCGUCUACACUCAGUCAUCUAGUGCAGUACUACCUGAACUUGAUAAUCGCGUUACAUACGACAAUGGACCUACGAGUCCUCCAACCACCCUCAUCCUAGGUUCGAAGUUCUUGGCAAGUAAUCUUUACCAGUUGAGUCCAAUUAAGGAUUGGACGAUGGCGACUAAACUAGUCAGGCCACUAUAUUUAUAUCAUGCUGAAGAUGUUUCUAAGGAGAUAGUUCUUUCAAGGAAAAGGUAUGGAUCAGUUAGGCGAGUGUUCAUUGUUGCUACUGAAAGUAAAGCUUUUAACAAAGAAUUUCAACGAUGGAUGAUUGAAAAUAAUCCUCCUAAUGAAGUGGAAGAGAUCUCAGACUCUGAUCACAUGAUCAUGAUGUCUAAGCCUCAACAACUUUUUACUACCCUUCUGCGCAUAGCCAACAAGUAG